Messenger RNA from Umbelopsis ramanniana AG, 887 nucleotides. RefSeq lists its product as uncharacterized. The record is from RefSeq and is a predicted model, not a curated record. Gene Ontology annotation, cellular component: cytoplasm; nucleus. Lineage: Eukaryota; Fungi; Mucoromycota; Umbelopsidomycetes; Umbelopsidales; Umbelopsidaceae. Gene Ontology annotation, molecular function: ATP hydrolysis activity; nicotinamide-nucleotide adenylyltransferase activity. The transcript has a single exon. Bases 5 to 754 code for a protein of 249 amino acids.
AGUCAUGUCACUUACAUUCAAAAUCGUCUACGCUGCCGAUCAAUGGCUAGCCAAAUCCAUCUCGAAAAAAAGUCCAGUGAACAUUGCCAUUCUGGAUUCCUCAUUCAACCCACCCACACUAGCGCAUAAAGAAUUACUUUUGCGAACAGCUGCAGAGUGCCCGGCAGACGCAUACCUUCUACUAUUUUCUAUCAAAAAUGCCGACAAGCAAUUGAUAGGGGCAACGGCUGAACAGCGUUUAGAGAUGAUGAAAUUAUUGGCAGAAACAAUUAACGAACAAUACCCGACAUGCAAUGUAGCAGUUGCUGUGACUGAACACGCUCGAUUUUUUGAAAAGGCAAAUGAAAUUCAUGCAUGGUACGAGUCACAGUAUCCAGGCCAAGCGGCACAAUUAGCCUUCAUCAUGGGAUACGAUACUGUCAUUCGACUAGUGGAUCAAAAGUACUACGAUCAGCCAGUAGGAGAAGCACUCGAGCCAUUCUUCUCCAACAAUCAGGUCAUCUGUGCGGAUAGGGGAGGGCAUUCCAGUGAAGACGUGGAGGGUUUCUGGACGAACAACGCUCUCGUCAGCAAGUUCCAAAAUAGCAUGAAAAGAAUUCAUCUGGACGAUGCUACUGCGGAUAUUUCAAGCUCAAAGGUGCGAGAGCAAAUAUACCAUAAUCAAGAGAUUAAACACUUAGUAGAUGAUAGAAUUUACCAAUAUGUGAUCAACAACCAACUGUACUCGGGUGUGCAUUCCACGCUACUGCCGUAAGCUGCGCUCAUUGGGUCAGCCACGGUUACCCAUGGGGACGUUCUAUACCUUUAUAUAGCACACAACUCCCGAAACUACUCUUGUUAUUUGUCCACUUUAACGAUUAUCAGAAUUCCUUUGCUCCCUUUACGUU